AUGGAGGUGGAGCAAAAAAUACAAGACGACGAUCGAUGGGUGCACGACUCGUCCGUCGACCGGAAAGGAAGAAUCCCUCUCCGUGCUAAGACCGGUGCAUGGAAGUCCUCCCUUUUCAUCAUAGUGAUUGAGUUUAGUGAGAGGUUGAGCUACUUUGGCAUAGCCACAAGCUUGAUCAUAUACCUUACGAAGGUAAUCGGACUAGACUUGAAAACGGCCGCAAGGAACGUCAACUAUUGGUCGGGCGUCACCACAAUGAUGCCCUUAAUCGGCGGAUUUCUUGCCGACUCUUACCUCGGCCGGUUUCGGGCCGUUUUAGCCUCCUCCAUUAUAUACCUCGUGGGGUUGUUAGUGAUGACCUUGUCGCGUGUGGUCCCGGGGCUUAAGCGCUGCUCGGGAGGCGUCGACACGUGUCCCGCGGCUCGGGACAUCCAUGUGGCGUUCUUCUUUCUUGCGCUUUACUUGAUCUCGAUCGGGACAGGCGGGCACAAGCCGUCGCUCGAGAGCUUCGGUGCCGACCAAUUUGACGACGACCACCCGGGGGAGCGGAGGGAAAAGAUGUCGUUUUUUAAUUGGUGGAACUCGGGGCUUUGUGCCGGGGUGUUACUCGGGGUGACCGUGAUCGUCUACGUGCAAGACCACGUGAGUUGGGCUGCGGCCGAUGUCACCCUCACGGUUGUGAUGGGUCUUUCAGUGGUGAUCUUUUGGGCCGGACGGCCGUUCUACCGCUUUCGGAGGCCCACGGGUAGCCCAUUCACGCCGCUUGCACGGGUGGUUGUUGCAGCUUUUGUCAAGAGGAAGCUUCCGUGUCCGUCGGGAAGUGAUGGGCUUUAUGAGGUUCCGAAUAGGGACAAGGCGGCUCGUGGGAGGCUCCUCGUUCGCACGGAUCGACUCAAGUUCCUCGACAAGGCCGCCAUAAUCGAGCACGACGACCACAACCCGACCACCCACAACCCGAACCCUUGGCGACUAGCAACCGUGACCCAAGUUGAGGAAAUGAAGCUCGUCCUCAACGUAAUCCCCACAUGGUUCGCUACCAUGCCCUUCGCCAUAAGCCUUGCCCAAGGCACCACUUUCUUCAUCAAGCAAGGCACGACCCUCGACCGCCACCUCGGCCCCGACUUCAUCCUCCCGCCCGCCUCAAUUUUCGGCCUUGCCGCAAUCAGCAUGAUCGCCAUGAUCACAAUUUAUGAUUAUGCCCUUGAGCCCCUCGCCCGCAAAAUCACGGGCCGCGAGAGGGGCAUUACCGUCCUACAAAGAAUCGGCAUCGGCAUGGCCAUAUGCAUCCUCACCAUGUCGGUGGCGGCAGUAGUCGAGCGGCGUCGACUCGACUUUCUCCGGCAACACGGGUCAUCGGCCUCGAUGAGCGUUUUUUGGCUGGCGCCGCAGUUUUUGCUCUACGGUAUAGGGGACGGUUUCGCGAUCGUCGGUCUUCAAGAGUUUUUUUACGACCAAGUCCCCGACUCGAUGAGGAGCCUCGGGAUCGCGUUGUAUCUAAGCGUUUUGGGGGUCGCAAAUUUCUUGAGCAGCUUGUUGAUAACGGUGGUCGAUCGGGUGAGUGGAAAUGUCGGGAAGAGUUGGUUUGGGAAGGAUUUGAAUAGUAGUCGGAUCGACUAUUUUUACUGGCUCUUGGCCGGGAUAACGGCUUUGGAUGUUUGCGUUUUUGCGGUUAUUGCUAGCCGGUACACGUACAAGAAUGUGAGCCGGACGGGGAAGAAUGCCGUGGCAGAUUGUUAUGAAGGGGAUGGUGAUGGAGUUGAAGCUAUGGCUUGA
Molecule: messenger RNA, 1773 nt
Organism: Striga hermonthica
Lineage: Eukaryota; Viridiplantae; Streptophyta; Magnoliopsida; Lamiales; Orobanchaceae
Source: the annotation of a GenBank genome assembly